Molecule: messenger RNA, 573 nt
Organism: Leishmania mexicana MHOM/GT/2001/U1103
Lineage: Eukaryota; Euglenozoa; Kinetoplastea; Trypanosomatida; Trypanosomatidae
Exons: 1
Coding region: 1-573 (190 amino acids)
Biological process (GO): receptor localization to non-motile cilium; cilium assembly
Cellular component (GO): BBSome
Source: RefSeq, a predicted model, not a curated record
AUGGACUCGCAGGCGCCUGGCGGAGAUGUCAUUGACGAGGCGACAGUGGCCGUCCUCCCUGAGCACGGUCUCGUAUUUUCCGAAAUCCGGCAGAUGCAGCUGCAGCUGUGCAAGCCAAAACUUCUGCCCAUCAAGUCCUACUCGCUGGAGAAGCUCGAGAAGAUGGAGAAAAAGUUAGCACACGAGGCGAAGGAGAAGCGCGACGCGAACCGUGCACAAAGACAGGCAGCGCUAGUGUGGACAUCGCCAGACUUCACGGCUGGUGGAGGCAUCGAAACCAUCCCUGCACCGGCACUGCCAGUUACGGCGGUGCCAGCAUCUCACCCGAAAGUGGCGUCGACACCAUUGCGAAACGACUGUGCCACGCCUCCCUCUGCGGCCCCUGCUGCAGCCGUGUCGGCCUCGUCGAGAAGGGCAGCGUCACAGGAGACGUUGAGCUUCACAACGGCCCACAUGGAAGAGGAAGCCUGUGCCGACGCUCCCAUGAGUGCACCAGAGCGCAGCUCGCGGAUCUCGUCCUCAACGGAGGUCUCCUCUUCCUCUUCUUCUCCCUCGGCGUCUACGGCAGACUAA